AUGUGGACAUUCAUUCCUCUUCUCCUGCCUGUAGAACAGCUUGCGAUCUUAGCCAUCAAUCAACACAUCUCACAGUAUAAACCCAGUCAGUACAAGGAUGGUACCUAUAAACCCAUUCAGUACAAGGAUGGUACCUAUAAACCCAUUCAGUACAAGGAUGGUACCUAUAAACCCAUUCAGUACAAGGAUGGUACCUAUAAACCCAUUCAGUACAAGGAUGGUACCUAUAAACCCAUUCAGUACAAGGAUGGUACCUAUAAACCCAUUCAGUACAAGGAUGGUACCUAUAAACCCAUUCAGUACAAGGAUGGUACCUAUAAACCCAUUCAGUACAAGGAUGGUACCUAUAAACCCAUUCAGUACAAGGUUGGUACCUAUAAACCCAUUCAGUACAAGGAUGGUACCUAUAAACCCAUUCAGUACAAGGAUGGUACCUAUAAACCCAUUCAGUACAAGGUUGGUACCUAUAAACCCAUUCAGUAUAAGGAUGGUACCUAUAAACCCAGUCAGUACAAGGAUGGUACCUAUAAACCCAUUCAGUACAAGGUUGGUACCUAUAAACCCAUUCAGUACAAGGAUGGUACCUAUAAACCCAUUCAGUACAAGGAUGGUACCUAUAAACCCAUUCAGUACAAGGAUGGUACCUAUAAACCCAUUCAGUACAAGGAUGGUACCUAUAAACCCAUUCAGUACAAGGAUGGUACCUAUAAACCCAUUCAGUACAAGGAUGGUACCUAUAAACCCAUUCAGUACAAGGAUGGUACCUAUAAACCCAUUCAGUACAAGGAUGGUACCUAUAAACCCAUUCAGUACAAGGUUGGUACCUAUAAACCCAUUCAGUAUAAGGAUGGUACCUAUAAACCCAUUCAGUACAAGGUUGGUACCUAUAACCCCAUUCAGUACAAGGAUGGUACCUAUAAACCCAUUCAGUAUAAGGAUGGUACCUAUAAACCCAUUCAGUACAAGGUUGGUACCUAUAAACCCAUUCAGUACAAGGAUGGUACCUAUAAACCCAUUCAGUACAAGGAUGGUACCUAUAAACCCAUUCAGUACAAGGAUGGUACCUAUAAACCCAUUCAGUACAAGGAUGGUACCUAUAAACCCAUUCAGUACAAGGAUGGUACCUAUAAACCCAUUCAGUACAAGGAUGGUACCUAUAAACCCAUUCAGUACAAGGAUGGUACCUAUAAACCCAUUCAGUACAAGGAUGGUACCUAUAAACCCAUUCAGUACAAGGAUGGUACCUAUAAACCCAUUCAGUACAAGGUUGGUACCUAUAAACCCAUUCAGUACAAGGAUGGUACCUAUAAACCCAUUCAGUACAAGGAUGGUACCUAUAAACCCAUUCAGUACAAGGUUGGUACCUAUAAACCCAUUCAGUAUAAGGAUGGUACCUAUAAACCCAGUCAGUACAAGGAUGGUACCUAUAAACCCAUUCAGUACAAGGUUGGUACCUAUAAACCCAUUCAGUACAAGGAUGGUACCUAUAAACCCAUUCAGUACAAGGAUGGUACCUAUAAACCCAUUCAGUACAAGGAUGGUACCUAUAAACCCAUUCAGUACAAGGAUGGUACCUAUAAACCCAUUCAGUACAAGGAUGGUACCUAUAAACCCAUUCAGUACAAGGUUGGUACCUAUAAACCCAUUCAGUACAAGGAUGGUACCUAUAAACCCAUUCAGUACAAGGAUGGUACCUAUAAACCCAUUCAGUACAAGGUUGGUACCUAUAAACCCAUUCAGUAUAAGGAUGGUACCUAUAAACCCAGUCAGUACAAGGAUGGUACCUAUAAACCCAUUCAGUACAAGGUUGGUACCUAUAAACCCAUUCAGUACAAGGAUGGUACCUAUAAACCCAUUCAGUACAAGGUUGGUACCUAUAACCCCAUUCAGUACAAGGAUGGUACCUAUAAACCCAGUCAGUAUAAGGAUGGUACCUAUAAACCCAUUCAGUACAAGGAUGGUACCUAUAAACCCAUUCAGUACAAGGUUGGUACCUAUAAACCCAUUCAGUACAAGGAUGGUACCUAUAAACCCAUUCAGUACAAGGUUGGUACCUAUAACCCCAUUCAGUACAAGGUUGGUACCUAUAAACCCAGUCAGUACAAGGAUGGUACCUAUAAACCCAUUCAGUACAAGGUUGGUACCUAUAAACCCAGUCAGUAUAAGGAUGGUACCUAUAACCCCAUUCAGUACAAGGAUGGUACCUAUAAACCCAUUCAGUACAAGGAUGGUACCUAUAAACCCAUUCAGUACAAGGUUGGUACCUAUAAACCCAGUCAGUAUAAGGAUGGUACCUAUAAACCCAUUCAGUACAAGGAUGGUACCUAUAAACCCAUUCAGUACAAGGAUGGUACCUAUAAACCCAUUCAGUACAAGGAUGGUACCUAUAAACCCAGUCAGUAUAAGGAUGGUACCUAUAAACCCAUUCAGUACAAGGAUGGUACCUAUAACCCCAUUCAGUACAAGGAUGGUACCUAUAAACCCAUUCAGUACAAGGAUGGUACCUAUAAACCCAUUCAGUACAAGGUUGGUACCUAUAACCCCAUUCAGUACAAGGAUGGUACCUAUAAACCCAGUCAGUAUAAGGAUGGCACCUAUAAACCCAUUCAGUACAAGGAUGGUACCUAUAAACCCAUUCAGUACAAGGAUGGUACCUAUAAACCCAUUCAGUACAAGGAUGGUACCUAUAAACCCAUUCAGUACAAGGAUGGUACCUAUAAACCCAUUCAGUACAAGGUUGGUACCUAUAAACCCAUUCAGUACAAGGAUGGUACCUAUAAACCCAUUCAGUACAAGGAUGGUACCUAUAAACCCAGUCAGUAUAAGGAUGGUACCUAUAAACCCAUUCAGUACAAGGAUGGUACCUAUAACCCCAUUCAGUACAAGGAUGGUACCUAUAAACCCAUUCAGUACAAGGAUGGUACCUAUAACCCCAUUCAGUACAAGGAUGGUACCUAUAAACCCAUUUAG
This is a messenger RNA of Pelobates fuscus (common spadefoot toad), 2970 nucleotides long. RefSeq names its product adhesive plaque matrix protein-like. Lineage: Eukaryota; Metazoa; Chordata; Amphibia; Anura; Pelobatidae. The coding region runs from base 1 to 2970 and encodes 989 amino acids. The transcript has 2 exons. The record is from RefSeq and is a predicted model, not a curated record.